AUGAGCUGCACCUUUGAAAACGAAGGACCUGUUCCCCGCGCUGCUGUCAGUGGUCGGGUGCCCGCAGAAAUUGCAUCUGCGGAGAGAAACGCCUUUGCCAGGGGCACGGCCUCUCCCAGGAGGCCUGCGUGCCAGGAGCUGCACACACAGGAGUGGUUUCCUCGCCUGAUGAGGGACCAGGAGACUGUCCUCAUCCCGUCGACGUGUGAGUACGAAGCUCUGUGGACUAGUCGCACAGAGGCCUACACCCAGCAAAGGUUUUGCAUGGAGGUGCCGAGCGCUACAGGUAACAGGGCUCUGCAGAUCGGCCCUCCCACCCUCACCCUUCGGGGCGCCCUCCCCGAACGCCCCCGACUGUCAGUCUGGGAGGCCUGCCCCUGCUUGAGCACGUCCCGAGGUUCGUCUCCGGCCGCGCUGCAGCCCGCGGUGCGGGAAGGUGGCUCCCACACGUGCAGGCGCGUGCAGCCCUGCCGGUGGGCUGCUCGGCCGCGCGGCUUAGCAGGUGCACCCGUCCGAACGUUCCCGAACCAGGGGGGUAGCUCUGGAAUUCGGAGGGCCCUAACCAGGCCACCGCCGGAGUCGGGAGCCAGGAGCAUCGACCUGAGCUCGGAAUUUGCAUUAGCAAGGACAACAACCCCAUUCCGUGUGCACGCGAUGUGGGAAGCCCUGCAAGCCGAGGUGCUUUUCCAGGCGCUUCGCCGUGCGGGGGUGGUAGCCCCGGGGCCCUGCAGCUGGGGCUGUUCUCGGAAAGCAGCCGCUGGGUCCCGCGCUGCGGACACGCGCGCCCUGCCUCGCUGGCUCCCUCGCAAAGCGCUGCGUGGCCGGCAGGGCCGGCACCUGCGCGCCCCCUCCGCCCUCGGGGCCAAUCCAGAAAGAACCUUUGACUUGGUAUUGAAAGUGAAAUGUCAUGCCUCCGAAAAUGAAGAUCCUGUGGUUUUGUGGAAAUUCCCAGAGGACUUUGGAGACCAGGAAGUACUACAGAGCGUGCCAAAGUUCUGUUUCCCCUUUGACGUUAAAAGGGUGACUCAAAACCAAGUUGGACAGCACUUUACCUUUGUACUGACAGACAUUGAAAGUAAACAGAGGUUUGGAUUUUGCAGACUCACCUCAGGAGGCAAAAUUUGUUUAUGCAUCCUUAGUUACCUGCCAUGGUUUGAAGUGUAUUACAAGCUUCUGAAUACUCUGGCAGAUUACUUGGCUAAGGAACUGGAAAAUGAUUUGAAUGAAACUCUCAAAUCACUCUAUAACCACCCAGUACCAAAGGCAAACACUCCUGUCAAUUUGAGUGUGAACCAAGAGAUAUUUAUUGCCAGUGAGCAAGUUGUGAAAGAUCAGCCCUCUCUGGUACCGCAUUCCUACUUCAUUGCCCCUGAUGUAACUGGACUCCCAACAAUACCUGAGAGUAGAAACCUCACGGAGUACUUCGUCGCGGUGGACGUGAGCAACAUGCUGCAGCUGUACGCCAGCAUGCUGCACGAGCGGCGCAUCCUCGUCACCUCCGGCAAACUGAGCACUUUAACCGCCUGUCUCCAUGGGUCGGCUGCUCUCCUGUACCCGAUGCACUGGCAACACAUAUACAUCCCCGUGCUGCCCCCCCACCUGCUGGACUACUGCUGUGCCCCAAUGCCAUACCUGAUUGGAAUACACUCCAGCCUCAUAGAGAGAGUGAAAAACAAAUCGUUGGACGAUGUGGUCAUGUUGAAUGUUGAUACAAACACUUUGGAAUCACCGUUUAACGACUUGUACAACCUGCCGAGUGACGUGGUCUCGGCCUUGAAAAAUAAACUGAAGAAGCAGUCCACAGCUACGGGCGAUGGAGUAGCUAGGGCCUUUCUUAGGGCGCAGGCUGCUUUGUUUGGAUCCUACAGAGAUGCAUUGAGAUACAAACCUGGUGAGCCUGUCACCUUCUGUGAGGAGAGUUUCGUCAAGCACCGCUCGAGUGUGAUGAAGCAGUUCUUGGAAACUGCAGUUAACCUCCAGCUCUUUAAGCAGUUUAUUGAUGGUCGACUGGCAAAACUAAAUGCAGGAAGAGGCUUCUCUGAUGCAUUUGAAGAAGAGAUCACUGCAGGGGGCUUCUGUGGAGGGAACCCGAGGUCCUAUCAGCAGUGGGUGCACACGGUCAAGAAAGGAGGUGCUCUGUUCAACACAGCAAUGACCAAAGCAACUCCUGCUGUGCGGACAGCAUAUAAAUUUGCAAAAAGUCAUGCAAAGCUGGGACUGAAGGAAGUGAGGAGUAGGUUAAAACACAAGGAAAAUGAGGAAGAUUAUGGGGCGUGCUCUGGCUCUGUGCAGUACACCCCAGUCUGCGUGCUACGUGGUGAAGAGGGAGGACGCGGAAAGCUCAAGCGCGCCCAGGCCCGCUUAAAAAGACCUCUUAGGAGCCUCGACAGUGCUCUGGACGACGAGGACGAGGAGGACAGUGAGCGAGCGAGCAAGUUGUCUUCUGAAGACGGGGAGGAAGCUUCUGCUUACCUUUAUGAGAGUGACGACUCCGUGGAAACCAGAGUGAAGACCCCGUGCUCGGGCGAGAUGGACCUGCUGGGCGAGAUCCUGGACACGCUGAGCACGCACAGCUCGGACCGGGGCGCGCUGGCGGCCGCAAAGAGCCUGGACUUCUUUAGAUCGAUGGAUGAUAUUGAUUACAAACCUACGAAUAAAUCCAACGCCCCCAGCGAGAACAACCUGGCCCUCCUGUGCGGAGGUUCUGGGGACCAGGCAGAGUGGAACCUGGGCCAGGACGACAGCGCCCUCCACGGCAGACACCUGCCCCCGUCGCCCAGGAAGCGGGUGUCCUCUGCUGGGCUGACCGACUCUCUGUUCAUCCUGAAGGAGGAAAACAGUGAGCGACAACUCAGUGCCGACGACGGGGGUGGCCCCCCUGGGACGGAAAAGGCAGCCGCAGCUUCGGGAUCGGAUUUCCAGCUCGCGGCCCCGGAAGUUUCCCAAACCGAUGAAGGAACGACAGAAGAGAAGGAAACACUAAGCCAGAUUUCAGAUGAUCUGCUCACACCCAGCCUGGGGCGCCACCCGUCUACCUUUGUUCCAUGGGAAAAAGAAGGGAAAGAAGCCAAAGAGACGCUGGAGGAUUCCGGACUGCUCCACGAAGUCGUGUCCUUGUGUCGUAUGGCGUCUGACUUCCAGCGGAGCUUGAACAUUUCAGAAGAAAACACACGUGGAAACCAAGCUUAAGUCUUGCACCCAGCUUCCAUGGAGACGUUCGGGGAUUCCACGUAAUCUGAAUAAUAAACAGAAUUAUUUGUAGGAAUGACAACUCUUACUACUAUUUAAUUUUUUUCAUUGGGAACGUAUAUUUCCCCCACUUGUUCAUUUCAUGGAUAUAUGUUAUCCGUUGAUUUUUAAAUAUAAAGCAGAUUAUUCUACUGUGCUCUUAAAUCAGGUACUAGUAUGUAUGUGUAUGUAUGUAUUGAACAUAUGAUUUCCUAGUAUUUGGUGCUUACUGCCAUUCGUUUUAUUUAAACUGAGUAUGCAGAUGUAGCCCAUGCACUUAACCAGUAGCUACUGCACCAAUCUGGUUGGGCAUGAACUGAUCAAGAUAUCAAAACUAGCCUGAAACUGAUGAAACUGUUAACCCACUAAUUGCCUUAAUCUUAAAGCUGUAUUAAGCAUACUUACAUAAUUUAUGAAAUUACAUGUAAAGUUUGA
This is a messenger RNA of Propithecus coquereli (Coquerel's sifaka), 3663 nucleotides long. It is a transcript of the gene DENND1B, whose product is annotated as DENN/MADD domain containing 1B. NCBI's taxonomy places the organism in Eukaryota, Metazoa, Chordata, Mammalia, Primates, Indriidae. Gene Ontology annotation, biological process: endocytosis; T cell receptor signaling pathway; endocytic recycling. The record is from RefSeq and is a predicted model, not a curated record. Gene Ontology annotation, molecular function: guanyl-nucleotide exchange factor activity; phosphatidylinositol phosphate binding. The transcript has 25 exons. Bases 1 to 3189 code for a protein of 1062 amino acids. Gene Ontology annotation, cellular component: nuclear speck; cytosol; intracellular membrane-bounded organelle.